AUGGCCUCUUCGCCGAAGCCCCACCUGGCGAAGAUUCGUCUCACACAGUUCGUCACUCGACAGCAUCGUUGUCUGAUCCGAGCUGCUGAUUGCAUUGCGUAUUCGAAUUCCACACAGACAGCACAACUCAUCGGUCAAAUGGCGCGCAACAUCAGUUCGGGGUCUGCAUUUGAGGCGGACAUUGGGUACUCCAGAGCGGUCAUCGUCGACGAUUGGAUCGAGAUCUCUGGAACUACAGGCUACAACUACCAGACAGGGGCCAUCUCACCAGACGUUGCAGAGCAGGCCGAGCAGGCGCUCCAAAACAUCGACGCUGCCCUCCGGCGGGCUCCAGCAUCGGCGACGUCGUCCGCGUCAGCACGAACAACACAGCACACGACGCAAUACUCUGUACGGCGCACGCGAUUCCAAGACAGAGACGCAGGACUCAACGCAGAAUUUCUCGACACCAUGCCCCGUGCGCUCACCCUCCGGCGGACGGAGGGCAAGCCUGGUGAGGUCUACUACCCGCUCCAGAUUACCGACGUUGCGAUGCCGGAGCCCGGGCCCCGCGAGCUCCUGGUGCGGCUCAAAGCGGCGGCCCUGAACCACCGCGAUCUCUUCAUCCGUCGCCACCAGUACCCGGCCAUCUCCUUUGGCAACCCCAUGCUUGCCGACGGCUACGGCGUCGUCGAAAAGGCCGGCUCCGCCGUCUCGAGCGCCGGCCUCGCCCUCCUCCACAAGCCUGUCGUCCUCACACCCAUGCGCGGCUGGCUCUCGGAUCCCGCAGGCCCCGAGCCCGACUCCAUCUUCACCGUCACUGGCAGCAGCAAGCUGUGCGACGUCGGUACCGCCCAGGACUACAUCGUCGUGCACGAAGACGAGGUCGCCCUCGCGCCGGCCCACCUGUCGCCCGUCGAAGCCGCUGCCCUUCCGCUCGUCGGACUGACUGCCUGGCGCGCCCUCGUCACCAAGGCCGCCUGCACGUCGGCCGGCAAAAACGUCCUUUUGACCGGCAUCGGCGGCGGCGUCGCCUUGCAGGCGCUGCAGUUCGCCGUUGCCUUUGGCUGCCGCGUCUUCGUUUCCUCCGGCGACCAAGGCAAGGUCGACAAGGCGAAGCAGCUCGGCGCCGUCGGCGGCGUCCUCUACAAGAACGACGGCUGGGAAAAGGACCUCGCCGCCAUGCUCCCCGCCGACAGGCCGUACCUCGAUGCCGUCAUCGAUGGUGCCGGCGGCAGCAUCGUCGCCAAGUCGGUGCGGUUGCUACGCCAAGGCGGCGUCAUCGUGCAGUACGGCAUGACGGUCGGGCCCAAGAUGGACUGGCUCAUGCAGGCGGUGCUGGCAAACGUCGACCUCAAGGGCUCGACCAUGGGGUCCAGGCGGGAGUUCCGGGACAUGAUCGAGUUUGUCCGGGAAAAGGAGAUUCGGCCCGUCGUCAGCAGGACCGUCAAGGGGCUGGCGAACACGGAGGGCAUCGACGAGCUGUUUGCCGACAUGGCCGCCGGCAGGCAGUUCGGGAAGCUUGUCAUCGAAAUUGACGACGGCGGGGCGUCGCCGAAGCUGUGA
Molecule: messenger RNA, 1545 nt
Organism: Drechmeria coniospora
Lineage: Eukaryota; Fungi; Ascomycota; Sordariomycetes; Hypocreales; Ophiocordycipitaceae
Exons: 5
Coding region: 1-1545 (514 amino acids)
Molecular function (GO): oxidoreductase activity
Source: RefSeq, a predicted model, not a curated record